Messenger RNA from Lolium perenne, 585 nucleotides. The record is from RefSeq and is a predicted model, not a curated record. NCBI's taxonomy places the organism in Eukaryota, Viridiplantae, Streptophyta, Magnoliopsida, Poales, Poaceae.
AUGGCCUACGCUGCAGAGGCCCAGAUCGUGGUGGUCGCCAUGGUGGCGGCGAUGCUCCUGUCCGCGCCAUACGCCGCCAACGCUGACAUCACCUGUGAGCAGGUGAACCCCGUCUUCGGCGAAUGCGUGAAGAACAUGCGAGCUGGAGUGCCCCUGUCCACGGGCUGCUGCAACGGUUUGAAGAGUCUGGCCAACUCCCUGACGACCAUUGCCGACAACCGUGCCACGUGCAGCUGCUUCAAGACCUUCGUCGCGAAGGCGAAUGGGGUCAAGCUUGGCGAUAUUCUUGGCGUCCCGCGCAUGUGCGGCAUCAGCGCCGACACCACCUUCUCCACUAUCCUCCGCAGGUGCUAGAUCCACUAAAUUAAGCAUCGACUGAUAGAUCAACUACUCCUCGCCGGCGUUACAUGCAUUUAGACGUAUAUUAUGUAUACUGAAUAAAGGCUACGAUACUCCAGCCAGCUCUGCCAUUGUAUCGAUCGGUGUUUGAUGUGUUCCUUUCUCUACCUUUAAGAGGCACGUUGUAUACCAUACAUACCCUCUGCCAGAUUAUAUAUUCCACUCUUGUUGUGGAAUUGCAUCUCA